Spea bombifrons (plains spadefoot toad) is the source of this 3223-nucleotide messenger RNA. RefSeq names its product N-glycanase 1 (gene NGLY1). Gene Ontology annotation, molecular function: peptide-N4-(N-acetyl-beta-glucosaminyl)asparagine amidase activity. Lineage: Eukaryota; Metazoa; Chordata; Amphibia; Anura; Pelobatidae. The transcript is spliced from 12 exons. Gene Ontology annotation, cellular component: nucleus; cytoplasm; cytosol. Gene Ontology annotation, biological process: protein quality control for misfolded or incompletely synthesized proteins; glycoprotein catabolic process; protein deglycosylation. Bases 112 to 1980 code for a protein of 622 amino acids. The record is from RefSeq and is a predicted model, not a curated record.
GUUCACAUCCGGCCCUGCGCCGUGCGCACAGAGGGUGGCGCUCCCUCGGUUUCCGUGUACGGCGGGCUGCACGGUGACUCGGCUUCGCUUUCAGUACUGCCUGCGGUGGUGAUGGCUGCGUGGGAAUCCACGGCCGUGGCCGAGCUGUGCCAGAACGGGAAGGAUGUGUUCAUGGACGCCUCCCAGCUGCUGCUCACUUAUGCCGACAACAUUCUAAGGAGCCCCAAUGAAGAAAAAUACAGAUCGAUAAGGAUCGGAAACACGGCGUUUUCCAGCAGACUCUUACCUGUGCCGGGAGCAGUUGAAUGUUUGUUUGAAAUGGGAUUUGAAGAGGGAGAAACCCACCUCGUGUUCCCCAAAAAGGCAUCUGUCGAGAAGCUCCGUGUAGUCAGAGACCGCAUUGCUUCGGAAAGGAGUAAGAGGAUGGAUGGCUCGUACAUCACGCAGCCUGACGCGCCAAGUCCGAGCCCUGCAAACAGACCACCACAAACGGCAGAGGAGUCAUCCAACUUUUUGGCAUCUGAAAUCAAGUUUUUCAAGACUUUACAAUCAAAUUCCCAACACGUUCUAGUAUACGAGCUGCCUAAACUCCAGCAAAGAGCCUUAGAAGAAAUCCCGGUUACUAUACUGAAGAAGAACGCUCAGGAGAAGUUGCACCAGGCCAAAGCGCUUGACUCUGCUACCACUGUGAACGAAGAUGACUUCUUGCUGUUGGAGCUGCUGCGUUGGUUUAAAGAGGACUUCUUCCACUGGGUGAACAAUCUCCCAUGUAGUCUCUGUGGGGGGGCAACCCAAGUGAGAGACGCCCAGGCUCCCUCUGCUGAUGACCUUAGAUGGGGGGCAAACCGCGUGGAGAAUCAUUACUGUGAUAAGUGUCAGCACAUCAACAGGUUCCCAAGAUACAAUGACCCUGAAAAGCUGCUGGAGACUCGGCAAGGUCGUUGCGGGGAGUGGGCAAACUGUUUUACAUUGUGUUGCAGAGCUUUGGGUCUUGAAGCUAGAUAUGUUUGGGAUUCUACAGAUCAUGUCUGGACUGAGGUGUUCUCUUCGUCUCAAAACAGAUGGCUUCAUUGUGACCCAUGUGAAAAUGCUUGUGACAAGCCUCUCCUCUAUGAGGUUGGAUGGGGGAAGAAGCUUUCUUACAUCAUCGCGUUCUCCAAGGACGAGGUUGUCGAUGUCACCUGGAGAUACUCAAGCAAACAUGAAGAAGUGAUCUCUCGGAGAACUGAAGUCCAAGAAAGUUGGCUACGAGAAACAAUUGCUGCUCUAAACAAGACGAGGCAGCAGUCGUUGCCAGAAAGCCGGAAAAAGGAGCUUCUCGGAAGACUGAUUGUAGAGAUUGUAGAGUUUAUGUCUCCUAAGGCCGCUAAACCUGGAGAGUUUGGUGGCAGGGUGUCUGGGUCACUGGCCUGGAAGAUGGCAAGAGGUGAAAGCGGAUUACAGAAUAAGAGUGUCGUCUUUGUGCCAUCUGAAAAGGAGAAGACCAGCAAAUGCUUCCAUCUUCAGUACAACAUUGUUGAAGAUGUCUACAACCGAGUCUCAAAUAACAAUGAGAUGAUUUCUGGAUGGGAAAAUGGCGCUUGGAAGAUUGAGUCUGUGUGUAGAAAAGUAGAGAAUGACUGGAAGAUGGUUUAUUUAGCUCGUAGUGAAGGCUCCACAUCGGCAAGAAUUGGUUGGAAGUUUGAAUGUGCUUCAGUGGGGCUUAGGGUGGAAAGCCUAAGUUUCCGUACCAGUAGUCAAACCUUCAAUAGUGGUAAAAUAAAUUGGAAGCUGUGUUCUGGGGACAUUGAAGUGGAAGUAAACCCUGAUAAAAAUCUUUAUUCCUAUUCGGAGUUCCUAAACGCAUCGGAAGUUGUGAUAGAAGCAGAAUUAAGUGGAGGAGAUGGAAACACCGCAUGGCAGCAUACACAGCUCUUCCGAGAGUCAUUGGAUGGAAAAGACAACUCUUUAGAGAUAAUAAUAACUCUUAAAGACCCUUAGGAACAUUUUGUAUUUGUUUUAAAAAGCAUUAAAGCAAUGGUUCUGAAAGAAAGCCAUGAUUGCAAUUUUACUCAUUUUUCUGUUUCGGUUUUUAUGUUAAUAUGGUCCAAAAUAGGGACAGGUAUUACAUGGAAAUGUAAUGUGGCUUCCUGUACAUCAGUGUAUGCCAAUUGGCAAACCACAUUUUGCAAAACACGAUCGUUACAUAUACAGGAAGCAUUUUGGGUGAAAUGAUUUUACAUGUUUGCUGUAUUACGGUUUAUGUUUGAUUUUUGUUUUUAGGUUAUUGAAGAGAAUUUUCUUUUCUUUUUUUUUCCACAAAAAAAAAAUUCAAUUGAUCUCUUCUUCUACGACAGAAUUAUGUGUUUUUUGUCCAGUUUCUAGAAACAUUUGAAAUGUCUGAUAUAAUCCGUUUUAGCUGCUAUACAUUUACCAAGAUCAAUAAUAUAUCGGUAAAAGGUCUCAUCUGGAGAUCAUGUCUCAUUUGUUUUCUUGUGAAUAUGGGGGAAUAUACUGCCUUUUUUGACAUAUUGAAAUUUUGAAAAAACUAUUUAUCCUGUUCUAUAUGUGGGAUAGACGGUGCCACCUGUCAUAUUAAAAUAAAUUGAGUUUAUUUUUUUUGUUAUGUCUGACAUAUUUAAAUAAAACAUCUAUUUUUACUAUUUAUACAUCUUCCUUAUAGAGUUCCGUUUAGAGCGGAGCAAACCUCUGUGCUUAUGUUUAUAUUAACCUCAUGAGUUCAAUAUAUAUUGGCAAGGCAAUUGCUAGCUCAUGUGGUGCUCAAGGAAGUUUUUAUAUAUGAUUUGCUAAAAUUAAAUAAAACACAUACACGCUGGCUUUUACCUCCUGAAAAAAGUGCUAAUAGGUUUUACAGGUAAAGCAAUCAUUACCAUAGCGUAACAACUACCAUGCCUCACUUCUUAACCCCUUCUUGACAAUGGAAGAUUUUCUGUACCCUUCGUGACUAUGGCUGUUUUAGCAUUUCUGCAGUGCUCGUGUUUAGCUGUAAUUUUCUUCUUUCUCAUUUAAUGUACCCACACAAGUUAUAUAUUGUUUUGUUUUUUUUUUUGUUUUUUUCAGGACAAUAAGGGCUUUCUUUAGAUGUUAUUUUGAUUGCAUCAUAUAAUUUACUAUUAAAGUAUAAAAUAUGGUGAAAAAUUUAGGAAAGGACUUUUUCUGACUCUUACUUGAAAAAUUGUUUACUCCUCUAUGAAAGCUAAUAAAAAAAAACCUGCUAAAAAAA